GUACCAGCGAAUUUAAUGCUGGGCGGUAACCCUGCAAUGGACUAGCAUCCCAUCCAGGAGGGAGUAGAAAUACCUCCUAGUUGCUUCAAUUGCUACUGACAAAAGCUCCAGCCUGACGGGCCAUUUGGCUUGUAUGCAGACUUUACCUAAUACAUGUGUAAUUAAGCAUCCUCUUUUUCUUGUUUUCACAUUUCAGUCCAUGAUGGAACUUCAUAAACGUCGAAAAGCCCUAACUGAACCCGAAGUGCGUUACUUCAUGAAGCAGAUAGUUGAAGGCUGUAAAUAUCUACAUGACAACAAGAUCAUUCAUCGUGAUCUUAAACUUGGAAACUUAUUCCUAAACGAUGAAAUGGAUGUCAAGAUUGGGGACUUUGGUCUUGCGACUAGAGUGAUGAUUGAUGGGGAAAGAAAAAAAACCCUGUGUGGCACUCCUAACUACAUUGCACCUGAAGUACUCAACAAGAAGGGACAUAGCUUUGAGGUGGAUGUCUGGUCAUUGGGAUGUAUUCUGUAAGUUAAUAAUAAUUUUUUUAUUAAUUUGUUUCUUUCUGUUUAAAAAUGUGAUGUAUCAAACCGGCCAUUGCCCAGCUAUUUGAUUAGAACUGUUUGCAAGCACAAUACGUUGCUUUGAAUUUGACAAAGCUCAAUGCAAAAAAUUGCCUCAUUAGAGAGGACCCCUGGAUUGUCAAAGAAGCAGGUGACCAGACCUAACCAGGGUCUCUCCUCUCUCGCUCCAGGGGGUAGUAAGAUGAGAGACCCUGGGGAAGAGGUUGUAUACUUGCUCUGAUGAAAAUGUUUACAUUCAAUAUUGUUGCAUAUCACACAUGUAAAAAUUAAUAUAUCAAACACAAAACUAAAGCCUGAAAUUGACCUCAUUUCCAAGCACUAAGAAGUAUAUUAUCAAGCACUAAGAUUUGAAAAUUCAUGGUUAACACUUCUUCAGUUCUGUGUCCAGUGUUUGUGGGAAACAAUUGGUAAAUUAUAGUUAAUAGUAAUAUUUGCUUCA
This is a messenger RNA of Orbicella faveolata, 1006 nucleotides long. Its product is annotated as serine/threonine-protein kinase PLK1-like. Gene Ontology annotation, biological process: mitotic spindle organization; protein phosphorylation. The record is from RefSeq and is a predicted model, not a curated record. Gene Ontology annotation, molecular function: ATP binding; protein serine/threonine kinase activity; protein binding. NCBI's taxonomy places the organism in Eukaryota, Metazoa, Cnidaria, Anthozoa, Scleractinia, Merulinidae. Gene Ontology annotation, cellular component: centrosome; spindle pole; kinetochore.